AUGGCCAUUGGGUUAUUGCUGCUCGGUGUCUUCGCCGCGGCCCUCGCCGCGCCGUCGACAGGCACGGCUCCUCGAACUGCUUGCACCUUUACCGACGCCGCGAGCGCCAUCAAGCAAAAGACCAGCUGCGCCGUCAUUACUCUCAACAACAUUGCUGUUCCCGCUGGCAUGCCAUUGGACUUGACAGGUCUCAACGAUAGAACCCAUGUAACAUUCGCGGGAAAGACAACUUUCGGAUAUAAAGAGUGGACCGGACCGCUCAUUUCCAUCUCAGGCAAGGAUAUUGUUGUCGAAGGCGCCGCCGGUCACUCCAUCGAUUGUCAGGGACAGCGAUGGUGGGACGGCAUGGGAGGAAACAGGGGCAAGGUCAAGCCCAAGUUCUUUAGCGCCCACAAACUCACCAACUCGCGGAUUCAAGGCCUUAACAUCAUCAACACCCCCGUGCAGGCUUUCAGCAUCAACGGGGCCACGAACUUGGAGGUCCAUAACGUUCAUAUAGACAACUCCUUGGGUGAUACGAAAGGUGGCCAUAAUACGGACGCCUUCGACGUUGGCGCCUCAAAUGGGGUGUACAUCUCUGGUGCCGUGGUAAAGAACCAGGACGACUGCAUCGCCAUAAAUUCGGGGACCAAUAUUACCUUUACGGGCGGUGACUGCUCAGGCGGCCAUGGCUUGUCUAUCGGUUCGGUCGGCGGCGGUGACGCGGUCAGAGGGGUUCGCAUUCUCAACUCCAAGGUUUCCAACUCGGCCAAUGGCGUCCGCAUCAAAACCAGGCUCAAUGAGGUCGGGUCGGUUUCGGAUGUCAUUUACGACAACAUUGCCCUGACGAACAUCGCCAAUUAUGGCAUCGUGAUUCAGCAGGACUACGAGAACGGCGGAUCCAAAGGCUACCCUUCUGCCGGAGUGCCUGUCACCGGCCUUACUGUGAAUCGGGUUGUUGGCAAUGUCAAGCCCACUGGCACCAAUGUCUACAUUAUCUGCGCCGCCUGCCGAAACUGGAUCUGGACGAACAAUAGAGUCACGGGCGGCACCAAGGUGAUGCAAAACAAGGGAGUGCCCCCGGGGGUCGUCACCAGGUUCGCAGACGUGUCGGCGCAUCCUUCUGUCUCCCACAUGCACGGUCAAUCCUGGUCGUUGAUGCGUCCGGGGAGGGUGUAG
This is a messenger RNA of Purpureocillium lilacinum, 1158 nucleotides long. Its product is annotated as polygalacturonase 1. Gene Ontology annotation, cellular component: extracellular region. Gene Ontology annotation, molecular function: polygalacturonase activity. Gene Ontology annotation, biological process: pectin catabolic process. The record is from RefSeq and is a predicted model, not a curated record. Lineage: Eukaryota; Fungi; Ascomycota; Sordariomycetes; Hypocreales; Ophiocordycipitaceae.